Molecule: messenger RNA, 957 nt
Organism: Desarmillaria tabescens
Lineage: Eukaryota; Fungi; Basidiomycota; Agaricomycetes; Agaricales; Physalacriaceae
Product: 50S ribosomal protein L30e-like protein
Exons: 8
Coding region: 1-957 (318 amino acids)
Biological process (GO): cytoplasmic translational termination
Cellular component (GO): cytosol; translation release factor complex
Molecular function (GO): sequence-specific mRNA binding; translation release factor activity, codon specific
Source: RefSeq, a predicted model, not a curated record
AUGUGGAAAAUCAAGAAACUGAUCAAGAGUCUUGAUUCUGCUAGAGGAGUUGGAACGCCCAUGGCCAGCCUGAUCCUUCCCCCAAAGCGACUGAAGCUCUAUCACCGAGUCCCUCCCAAUGGCCUUGUGCUAUUCGUCGGCACGAUCCUAACAGACGAAGGCAAGGAAAAGAAGGUCUCAUUCGAUUUUGAGCCUCACAAGCCUGUCAACACGUCCCUCUACCUCUACGACAAGUUCCACACCGAAGCCCUCUCGGAACACUCGGCGCGAGGUCAGUCCGCACUGCGCUUCUCUCGUCUUCGUGAUGAGAAGAGGCGCAACUACGUGCGCGAGGUGGCGGUGCUAGCGGUGCAGCAUUUCAUCACAAACGAUGAGGUCAACGUCACGGGCCUCGUGUUAGCGGGAAGCGCGGAUUUCAAGACGGAGCCCAGUCGGAGUGAUAUGUUCGAUUUGAGGUUGGCGGCUAAAGUUGUGGAUGUUAGUUAUGGUGGGAGAGCUAUCAAACUUGCUGCAAAGUCUCUUGCGAACGUCAAGUUUGUGCAGGAGAAACGGAUAUGCUUUGGUAUCGAAGACACGCUCAAGGCUCUCGAACUUGGAGCCGUCGAGACUCUAAUCGUAUGGGGGAACCUUGAUAUCACGCGUUACAUCCUUCGUAAUGCCUCUGGAGAGGACAUCAUCGUCUACCACAACAAAGAACAAGACAAAGACCGCUCCAACUUCAUCGACAGAUCCACUGGCCUCGAAAUAGAACAAUCCGAAGAACCCCAAGCGCUCCUCGAGUGGUUCGCCGAAAAGUACAAAGAGUUUGGCGCCAACCUCGAGUUUGUGACGAAUCGCUCGCAGGAGGGGGCUUUUGGCUUUGGGGGGUUGGUGAGGUAUAAGGCUGAUUUUACGAAUUUGGCGUCUAUGGAUGAGGAGGAUGAGGAUGAAUUUUAUUCGGAUGAUGAUGAUAUCUGA